Trichophyton verrucosum HKI 0517 is the source of this 1758-nucleotide messenger RNA. RefSeq lists its product as uncharacterized. Lineage: Eukaryota; Fungi; Ascomycota; Eurotiomycetes; Onygenales; Arthrodermataceae. Gene Ontology annotation, biological process: rRNA processing. The coding region runs from base 1 to 1758 and encodes 585 amino acids. Gene Ontology annotation, cellular component: nucleus. The record is from RefSeq and is a predicted model, not a curated record. The transcript has a single exon.
AUGCAACUUCAUACGCUUGUCCUGCCGCUGGUAGCUUCGUCGAAUACACAAAAUGUAAUACCCCCGUCCACCAGGUGGGCUGCCCAGCAGCUCUUCAUAUCACUUCACCAGUGCGCUCCAAAGAAUACAGGAAAUGAAGAAUGGGCCAAGGCUAUUCGUGCCACAAUUCUAUCUGCACAUCGAACUACGGACCACUUGUUCAGAUCUAUAGUAGAGCACUGGCAAUCAGUUGAUUCUACAUUGCCACAGGGAACUUGUAAUAGGCCUUCACACUCCGUUGUUGGUGACUUCGGAAUUGGCCCUCUUGAGCUCCCCAUCUGGUCCGGAAUACAACAAGGAACCGGGCGGUUAGUUGGCCUACUAGAGCUCUUGUCAAGUUUCCUCAAGUCAAGAUCGAACUCAACAGUUUCUAUACCCGUAGGCUCAAUUCUUGAUUUAACAUGCCGACUGGGGUCUAUCGCUCCUCCUUCAAUCUCAGGAGAGCAUGGUGCCUCCAUCAAUCCCGAGAUAAGUAGAGACGAACGAGAAGCAUUGCUGAGCGCAAUACCUCCCAUGCAUGCUGCCUCUUUGGGCGUACUACAGUCUCUCCUUGAAACUUUUGGCUCAGAGAAUCCCUCGAUUGCCCGAAGCUGUUUGGAACAAACUACCUGGAUGUUCACGUCUUCAAAUGCUGCCCGGUCUGUCCGAGAAGCGGCAUAUAAAUGCUUUGUCGCAUCUCUCACGAUUAUGGGCCCGUCACUGACCAAACCGGAUGUCCUGUCGCUAGUACCAGUCAUCCAGGCCGCAUGCAGUGAUAUAGUACCGCCUAAAGAUUCUGCUAUAGUCACUGGAAAUACGACCUCAGGUGCCAAGGGCACAUCAACUUCCACUGGAACCACCAAUGCAGAUGCAUUCUUACAGAAUAAGUCCAUAAUAAGCCCCGGAAGUUCCUACGAGACUGGUCCUCUCGCAGAUUCAGCUGUCAAAUUAUUACUAGCAACCAUCACAUACGUUCAAAUCGAACACAUUCCCUUGUCCCUUCGUGCGAAGAUUGAUCGCACAUCAAUCCUUGCUGGCAACAGUGAUCUUAUGUUGGCCUGUGUUCUUAACCCAAUACCUUCAACCGAGUCGCAGCGUGGACAUCCUAGCAUACUCCCAUUCCUGGCGAGAUGCCAGCCUAGUAACACUCAGGUUGAAGGGUUACUUCGGCCUCGUAUGCCUGUGAUAUUUACUGGGGCAGGCAGGAAAGGAAGAGUUGAAAUCGAAGAUUAUGAGAAUGGCGCCGAGAUAGAAACACACGGCGGCGAUUCACAAAACCCCGAUGUGCGGGAGUCCCUGGCUGAAAAGUUUGGGCCCCGUCCAGCCCCCGCUACCACUGAAUCUACAGCCCUACUGAGCGACGCUGGACGAAAUAAACGAAGGCACCAGGAUGACGUUGACAAUGCACUUCCGGCUGAUUCACCACAACCCGAUAAACGACCUCGGGUUCAAAAUGAUAUACCAACAUCCUCUAAUGCCUUACCGAGUGGGAAAGUGGCACAAGCCCUUGAUGUUCUGUCAAGCUCAUUAAGCGGUUCAAAUGAUCAGAAUACUUUGAAAAUGAACGUGUUUCCGGAGCCCGAAAUCAGUCAUCCUACCCAAGACAAAGCCCAAGAGCCUAGUCAACCGCCAAUGAUAACCAAAAGUCAUGAAACAGGUACUGCAGCUGAUGCGGAGAGCGAUGACGAGAUUCCUCGGUUGAACAUUGAAUCCGAUACUGACGAGGAGGGCGAAGAUUGA